AAAGUAAUGGACUGACCCAGCUGGCGCGCGAAGGAUCUCUUAAGGGGUCUCAGUUUCGCGUUCUGGGAGCAGAAUCAGGUUGAGCUUUGCGGAGGUAGGGGAGGGAUACGGGGAGUCUGUGGGAGGAGCAAGACCUUGUAGGGCAGGGGAUGCAUUCUGUUAUUGAGGGAGUAGGAUGGUAGGAAAUGGGGCAGCCCUGGGGAUGCUCAGGGUAUUGGAGUAGCAUGCAGAAAGAUUGGGAUGGCUUGGGGUUAGCAUGUAUAGGAGAGGUCAGUGACUGGGCGGUCUUGGAGGCAAAUCAGUGUUUGGCAUGAUUUAGGGUGUGGGCUAGUGAUUAGGAUGCAUUUAGGGGACAAGUCUGUGAUUGGGGCAUCUUUCGGGGAAAGGUUGAUUGGGGGUGAAUGACUGGUCAGUGAUCGGGUAUCCCUUGAAGGAAGUCAGGAUUGGGGUGUCUUUGAGGGUGUGUCAGAGCCUGAAAAGGUCUUCUGGGGGAAGAUCAGUUCUUAGGACAGCCUUAGAGGGAUGUCAGCGAUUGGAGCAUCCCAGGAGGGUCAGUGACUGGGGAAUCCUUGGUACAUAAGUCAGUGAUUGGGACGUCUUUGGGAAGGUUCACUAAUGGGAGUGUCCAUGAAGGGAGGUCAGUGAUUGAGACAUACUUGGUUGGCAGUUCAACGUGUUUGAUGUCCUUUGCUUAGUGAGUGUUGUGAUGUACUUAGGGGAGGGGGUCGGUGAUUGGGGUAUCCUUCCCCAAAUCACCCCAAGGCCAGUGAAUGGGGUGGCCUUGUGGGGAGGUUAGUGCUUGGGGCAGCUUUGUUUCUUGUCUUUGAGGGUCUCCAGUGGUCACUGAGAGUCAUGGGGAUCUGGGUGUUUGGGUCUGGAUAGGCUAAUGAUAAUCUGUUAGAAGUCAUGAACUGUGAAGUAGCCAUGUGGCCCAUAUUUUGGGUAUGAUGUAGUUAGGCAUUGUUACCUGAGAGAUUUAUGGGAGUUGGAGCUUGAGCAGUCUCUGCAUUUUAGACGGCUUUGGGGGUUUUAAAGCCCAUUGACUUCUCAUAGACUACAUUAGUGCCUUCUUCAAAACCUGCUUUCCAACAUCCUCUGUCCCCUAAAUCAAGCGUCUCCAACCCCCGGGGCCGCACAGCAGGAGAUGAGCGGCGGGCAAGCAAGCGAAGCUUCAUCGGCCGCUCCCCAUCGCUCACAUUACCGCCUGAACCACACCCCCCUUCCGUGGAAAAAUUGUCUUCCAGGAAACCGGUCCCUCGUGCCAAAAAGGUUGGGGACCGCUGCUCUAAAUCACCUCCUCCUCUCACUGUCUCCACGGUGCUUUGUAAUGACCAAGAUCUAAAUAAAAUCUAAGGUCUUGGCUUCCUGGGAUGAAGUAGUUCCAAUGAAGGAAGGAACUGAAGGUACCAAGAUCAACAUUACAUCCUUUGCCAGAGACUCUGUACUGGAGCUUCAGGGAAGAAACCAAAAUCAACAAUAGAGCAGGUAUUAGAGUUGCUGGUUGUUCCUAAGGGCUCCAGAAAAUGUCCAAGUCCCAGGGCUCACUAUCAUUCAAGGAUGUGGCUGUGGUUUUCACCUGGGAGGAGUGGCAGCUACUGGACCGUGUUCAGAAAAACCUGUAUCAAGAUGUGAUGUUGGAAAAUUAUAUCAACUUGGUAUCAGUGGGGUAUCAAGUUACCAAAACAGAUGCAUUCUACCGGUUGGAACAAGAAACACCAUGGAUAAUAGAGGAAGAAAGCCAGAGUCAGAUUCACCCAGAAGACACAUGGCAAGUUGAUAAUCAUAGAGACUGGCACAAAGGAAGCCAUGGCAACCUGGAAACUAUGGAGAGUUACCACAAAGAUAAUGCAUUUGGAAAAAUAUCUUCUCUGAGCUUAAACCUUGAUAUCUCCUUAGCACAAAGAUCUCAUACACUUGACAUACUUGGGAAACAUCUGAAACCUAAUCUAGAGUGUAUUACUCAGAAUAAAAGCUAUGCAAGAAAUGAAGUUGAAUUUAUUCAAUAUGGCAAAUUAUUUCUUUACACUAAGCAUGAGAAAAUUCAUACUGGACAAAAAUACAAUGAAUAUAAUCAACAUAUGAAAGUUUUCAGCCAUAAGUCACAGCUUAUUAAAUACUGGAAAACUCAAACAGCAAAGAAACACUAUAACUGCAGUGACUGUGGGAAAGCCUUUUCUCAGAAGUCGGACCUCAUUAAGCAUCAAAGAACACACACAGGAGAGAAAUCCUUUGGAUGCAGUAGAUGUCAGAAAGCCUUCAGGCGGAAGUCCCAUCUCAUUUUACACCAGAGAACCCAUACAGGAGAGAAACCCUAUGAGUGCAACAAAUGCGGGAAAGCCUUUACUGAUAAGUCAUGCCUUAAUAAACAUCAGAGAACUCACACAAGAGAGAAAUGGUUUGAGUGUCAUGUAUGUCAGAAAGGCUUCAGCGAUAAGUCACAACUCACUUUACAUCAAAGAACUCACACAGAAGAGAAACCCUACAGAUGUGAAGAAUGUCAGAAAAGCUUCAGCAAUAAGUCACAGCUCAUUAUUCAUCAGCGAUCUCACACAGGAGAGAAACCUUACGGUUGCAGUGAGUGUGGGAAAACAUUUCCCCUUAAGUUUAGCCUCAUUUUACAUCAAAAAACACAUACAGGGGAAAAACCUUAUGGAUGCAGUGAAUGUGGGAAAGCCUUCAUCCAGAGAUCUGAGCUCAUUAGACAUCAGAGAACUCACACAGGAGAGAAACCAUAUAAUUGCAGUGACUGUGGAAAAGGCUUUAGUGUAAAGUCACUCCUCAAUACUCACUUGAGAACUCACACAGGAGAGAAGCCCUACGGAUGCAGUGAAUGUGGAAAAACAUUCUCCAUCAAAUUUAGUCUCAUCCUACACCAAAGAACUCAUACAGGUGAGAAACCCUAUGAAUGCAGUCAGUGUCAGAAAGCUUUCACCCAAAAGUCACAUCUCACUAUUCAUCAGAGGUCUCACACCGGAGAGAAACCUUAUGAGUGCAGUGAAUGCCACAAAGCUUUCAGCCGGAAGUCAUAUCUCCUUAUUCAUCAGAGAAUUCACUCAGGAGAGAAACUUUAUGAAUGCCAUGAAUGUGGGAAAGCUUUCUGUCACAAGUUUAGCCUCAUCAUUCAUAAGAGAAUCCAUACAGGAGAGAAACCCUAUGGAUGCAGUGAAUGUGGGAAAACUUUCCCUAUCAAGUUUAGCCUCGUUUUACAUCAGAAAACACAUACAGGAGAAAAACUUCACGAAUGCAGCGAAUGUCAGAAAUCUUUUGCCCAGAGGUCACAUCUUAUUAUACAUCAAAGAACUCACACGGGUGAGAAACCUUAUGGAUGCAGUGAGUGUUGGAAAACUUUCUCCCACAAGUUCAGCCUCAUUUUACAUCAGAAAACUCAUAGAGAGAAAUUGUGAAGAAAUAUCCAAACGAUAUCCAGAAGUUGUCAUUGAAAGGAAAUAGCUCCUUACACUCCAGAGUUUACAUAGGAGUGAAACCUUAAGACUGCAGCAGAUGUGGACCUGUUUUCUUUUCAGAAUCACAACUUAUUACUUAUCAGAGAACGGUACUGCAUAGAAUGCCAGACAGGAGGAAAUACCUUUCCCGAUGAAUGUCAAUUGAAUGUAGCCCAGAGAGAAUAAAUAGGAACUUCUGCAUAUGUUUUAAUCGUGGGGAUGUUGUUGCUAUGAAAUUCAGCUACAUUGGUAUCAGAGAAUUGACAUUCAGGGGGAAAGUCUAUGCUUUAAAGAAUCUUGGAAUCAUGCUUUCAUGGGUAUCAUUUUAUGAGGGAAUUAAUUUUCUGUAACUGUGACAUAAUAAACAGCACUAUAGAAAGUAUUAAAUAUGUAAAUAAAUACAGUAGUCAGAAAACAAAGCAAAAGUUAUAUCAGAACCAUGUGAGAAUAUGUGUUUUGUACCUAUUUUUAUUAUAAAAUGAUUGUUUGUAUUUGGGAAUUGCGUGUGUUAGCCUAACAGUUGUGACUUCCUAGUCCAUGUGCUUAAAUGUCAUAAAACUUUACCAUAG
Molecule: messenger RNA, 4012 nt
Organism: Aethalodelphis obliquidens (Pacific white-sided dolphin)
Lineage: Eukaryota; Metazoa; Chordata; Mammalia; Artiodactyla; Delphinidae
Product: zinc finger protein 84-like
Exons: 5
Coding region: 1524-3404 (626 amino acids)
Biological process (GO): regulation of transcription by RNA polymerase II
Cellular component (GO): nucleus
Molecular function (GO): DNA-binding transcription factor activity, RNA polymerase II-specific; RNA polymerase II transcription regulatory region sequence-specific DNA binding
Source: RefSeq, a predicted model, not a curated record